AUGGAUAGUAUCCUCGAUACCCGUGUCCCAAAGGGUGGUGGCGGAUUUAGAUAUAAAGGCGGUAGUGGUAGCGGCGGCGGAGGCGGAGGUUCUCUUGUGUGGUGGGCUUGGCUUAUCAUCAUCUUCAGCGUCGUGUGGUUGUUUGCCUACAUCACAUUGCUCGUGCACUUCUUCCGGACAGAUUACAUCGGCACACAUUCAAGUGAACGCCCGCGCUUUGGCCUACGUCUAUUCGGCCGCUUGGCGUGGAAGGCCUUCAGGUAUGCGACGGGAAUUCAGGUAUUUAUAUGGGCUUUCCGGAAGAUACGAAGUAAGACGGAUCGUGAUACAAAGAAGGUAGGCGGUAGCUUCUAUAGGAAAAUCGAUGAAGAAGAACAGGGUAUUAUGAAAAGCGGAAACGAACAGUUGGUGAUGCCACCGGCUCAACUGCGUCAUGAACUUGCGCCUCUCCCGGCUUAUUCCAACGCUGCUGUUCGCUAA
Molecule: messenger RNA, 480 nt
Organism: Daldinia loculata
Lineage: Eukaryota; Fungi; Ascomycota; Sordariomycetes; Xylariales; Hypoxylaceae
Exons: 2
Coding region: 1-480 (159 amino acids)
Source: RefSeq, a predicted model, not a curated record